AUGCAGUCGGAAGAAGCUCCCACUGGUCUCUACUCGAGAUAUCAGGGCUCAUCGUGGGAUGGACAAACGCAAUCGGUUACGCCGGAUGAUGGUUUAUACCACCCAGGUCAAAGAGGGUCAGGGGACCAAAAGACACAAACAUCGGCAACAGGGAAUGGUAUCUCUUACUCUGGUCAGAGCAUGACAGGAGGACAAUGGGCGCAGUCGUCUAGACCAGAUGGCGGCGUCUCCGCCACGGGACAAGGCCGCCCUGGAAGCCAAGGGACAAAUGGAUGGUCUCAGGAUGGUAGCCUGUCCCAAUCCGGCGGAACCGGGUGGAACACGGCAGGGACAGUAUCAGGGGGUCAAUGGUCGCAAGGUACGACGCCGGGUGGUAGUGUUCCGAACGCAGGACAGGCGUCGGUUGGAGGAAAACAGCCACAAGCUGGUACGGCGACAAGCAGCCUGCGGGCGACCCAGUCAACAUCGACGACACAACUUGCACAGACACCUACACCGAGUGCAGGUUUAUACCUCGAGGGACAGAAUAAUGUGGGAAAUGGAAACGGAGGGCAGCUGUCAGCAGAUGGUAGCCUCUCCCAGGCAGGGGUAGCUACUCCAGACGAUGGGCUUUAUCACCCAGAGUACGCAAAUGCAAAUGGUCAAGGGGCACAACAAUGGACAUCAAGUGACAGUCUCUAUUAUCCUGGCGAAUGGAGUCCUGGCUCAGCGACCAAACCUACAUCAACACCCUCUCGCCCGGAGGGCACUGCAACGCAGUUAUCGUCACCGUUGCCAAGCUCCAGCAUCACAAGUAAGCCGACAGCUACGAAUGAUUCUUCUAGCUCAACUACGACCAAUUCACAUGAUGCUACCAAGAUUGCAGUCCCUGUUAGCGUCGGAGUUGUUGCGGCGGCAAUGGCAGGUGUUAUCUUGUGGUGGCUGUAUAGAAAGUCCCAGGCUGCAAAGGCGGCAAGGAAGCGUAACAACUCGUUGGAAGAAGGAGAUUACAUGAAAGAUGACGGACCGUCGCUUCUCAAGAGGAGUGUCGCCACGUUGGGCGGAUAUAGCCUGUUCAAACCUUCCUGGAAACGGACUCGUGUGGCUAGCCAUGCAUCCAUGUGCAUCGAUGAAACUCCAUGCAAUAAAUAUGGAGACCACGUUGAAGGGAACGAGACUCGUGCACCAGGCGAGACCAACCUCUACGACCUCGAGAAGCAACAACCUCCUGAGAAUACUGCUUCUACGGAGACGUUGGCUUCAGAGGGCCCCCGACAUGGGGAUAUAGCGAAGCCAAAUCCUGCUCUGAGAGAUGAGACCUCCAGUAUAUCAACAUCAACACGGGUUUGCACGCCACCAUCGCUACCUGGUGUGCCUGAGGAGCCUGAAGACCAUGAAGAACAUGAAGCACCCAGUCGCCCAAUUACACCAGUUGACUCGCAGGCUGCGGUGGGAGAGGUGUUCUCGGUAGAGAUAGGUUUCACACCGGUUAAUGCCAAGCAGAUAGAGCUCAAACAGGGCCAAAAUGUUACAGUCUCGAAGGUGUAUGAUGACGGCUGGGCACUGUGCCAUUUACCUGAAAGCAAAGCAGAAGGUUUAGCGCCACGAGCGUGCUUGUCAGCCUCGCCUCUUCAAGGGAAGAUCUCAGGCUCUGGAAAUCCGAUGCAGCAUUCACAAUACAACAUCUCCCAAUUUUCAUUCUCAAGUCAAUCAACCGGCCUCUGUCUGGAUGGGGGCCAACCCUCCAACCAUGAUGCGCAACAACCAACGCCUCAGUGA
Aspergillus bombycis is the source of this 1758-nucleotide messenger RNA. RefSeq lists its product as uncharacterized. NCBI's taxonomy places the organism in Eukaryota, Fungi, Ascomycota, Eurotiomycetes, Eurotiales, Aspergillaceae. The coding region runs from base 1 to 1758 and encodes 585 amino acids. The transcript is spliced from 2 exons. The record is from RefSeq and is a predicted model, not a curated record. Gene Ontology annotation, molecular function: protein binding.